This is a messenger RNA of Acaromyces ingoldii, 384 nucleotides long. RefSeq names its product membrane-associated protein in eicosanoid and glutathione metabolism. The record is from RefSeq and is a predicted model, not a curated record. NCBI's taxonomy places the organism in Eukaryota, Fungi, Basidiomycota, Exobasidiomycetes, Exobasidiales, Cryptobasidiaceae. Gene Ontology annotation, cellular component: membrane. Bases 1 to 384 code for a protein of 127 amino acids. The transcript has a single exon.
AUGCGCAUCACGGCCCUGUAUGCCGCACUGCUCACCCCGCUCUUCGUCCUGCUGUCGGCCCGCGUGAUCCAAGGCCGACGCAGCAACAAAGCCGCCAUGGGUGACGCGGGCGACAAGGCGCUGCGUCGGCGGAUCCGCGUCCACGCCAACUUCACCGAGUACGUGCCGUUUGCUCUGGUCCUGAUCGGCUGCGCAGAGAGCCUGCAGACGCCGUCGCUGCUGGUCCACACGCUCGGUCUGGCCCUGCUGACCAGUCGCGUGCUGCACUCCUACGGCAUGUCGCAGGAGCGAGAGAAUUUCAACUUCCGCGUCGCCGGCAUGGCGAUGACGUUCGCUACGCUGAGCACCGCCGCCCUGACCUGCUUUGUCGGUGCGCUGCUGUGA